This is a messenger RNA of Diaporthe amygdali, 879 nucleotides long. Its product is annotated as dienelactone hydrolase family protein. Gene Ontology annotation, molecular function: hydrolase activity. Bases 1 to 879 code for a protein of 292 amino acids. The transcript has a single exon. NCBI's taxonomy places the organism in Eukaryota, Fungi, Ascomycota, Sordariomycetes, Diaporthales, Diaporthaceae. The record is from RefSeq and is a predicted model, not a curated record.
AUGCCCUCUGCCACCACAACCACCAGCCUGCAAGCCCGCGCCGACUGCUUCAGUGGCUCUGUCCACACGGCUCAGCCGCUCGGCCAUCUCGAGACCCUCUUCGAUGUGCAGACCUAUGUCACACGCGGGACCGCGACGUCCAACUCGACCAUCAUUUUCUUGACCGACGACUUCGGCUUGAACCUUGUCAACAACAAGCUCCUUGCCGACCAGUACGCCUCCAAGACGGGCCUGCGCGUUCUCGUGCCCAACCUCCUCCCAAAUGGAGGCGUCCCGCUGUCGACGAUAGGUCUUUCUGAGAAGUUGGCCACAUCCGUACAUUGGUACAAUAUCCUUGGCCACGCAAAACGCGCGUGGGCUGCUCUGAAGAUCUGCGUCAUCCUCGCCGCCUUCUCCUUCCGGGUGCGGAGGACUUUCCCCAUUGUUCUAGGCUAUGUCCGCGCCGUCCGAGCCUCGCUGCCAUUGGGGGCCAAACUUGGCAUCGCCGGCUUUUGCUUGGGAGGACACUGGUCGUCAAGGCUCUGCGCUGAACAUGCUACCGAGGGAGGAGGUUCGCACCUAGUCGGCGCACAUUUCACCGCCCACCCAUCAAAUGUCGACCCCAGUGAGCUCGCCAAGUUUGCGGAGAGGUUUAAAGUACCACAGAGUCUGGCGCUCGGGGACAGGGACGUCGCCUUACCGAUCGACCAGGCGCACGAAUUGGAGACGAACCUAAGGGAGGUCUACAGGAACGAUCUCGACAGAUUGGAAGUUAGGAUAUACGAGAGGUGUGGGCAUGGCUUUGCAUUGCGGGCAGACCCGAGAAAGAUCGAUGAGAACGAAGGGGCAGACAUGGCCCUUGAGCAGGCGGUUGCGUGGUUCCGAAGAUGGCUGGUUUGA